UAAGAACGAAAAUACAUGUUUGUAUUAACGGGGUGCCAAUAUCUGGCCGGUGCUCGCUCGAUGCACAACUCGAGGAAUUAUGCAAUUUUCACUGGACUGCUCUGCGCAGCACGCUCAAGGCUCGCCAACGGAUCUGCCAUUGACAAACGUUCAUUUCAGAGAGUUGCAGUGCAGCUGUCGCGUAAUAGAAAGCAUGAGACGAAUGUCUCGGCGCUUUUUAAGCCGGUUCAAGUGCAGGCCAAUGUCGAUGAUGAUGAUGUYGGCUCCGAGCUGGUGGGAAAACUGGAGAAGUCAGAAUUGUUGAAGAUUUUAAAUAAAUUUGCCCAACGCCGCGAAAUCAAAGCACUUUGCAGCGAAAAUGGACUGGAUUCUUAUCUGCAGCAGCAGGCCUUCGGCUCAUUUCGCCGCUAUUGCAUCGAGGCUGAAAAUCUGCCAGUUGACGUCCAUAUCACUUUCAGUGAUAUAAUGCAAGGCGCCGGCCAUAUUGACGACAUCUUUCCCUAUUUUUUGCGCCAUGCCAAGACCAUGUUUCCUCAUCUUGACUGCAUGGAUGAUUUGAAAAAGAUAUCAGACUUGCGGCAACCGGCCAAUUGGUACCCAAAUGCUCGAGCCAUAACGCGCAAGAUUGUGUUCCAUGCCGGACCCACAAACUCUGGAAAAACGUAUCAUGCGAUGGAAAGAUAUUUGAGUGCCAAGUCAGGUGUCUAUUGUGGACCACUUAAGCUGCUCGCUACCGAGGUAUACAACAAAGCAAAUGAGCGUGGAACACCAUGUGAUCUUGUUACUGGCGAGGAACGCAAGUUUGGCAUUAGCGAUACCUCGCCAGCAAACCAUGUGGCUUGCACCGUGGAAAUGACCUCAGUCAAUACGCCUUAUGAGGUGGCCGUCAUUGAUGAAAUACAACAAAUACGCGAUCAGCAGCGUGGUUGGGCUUGGACACGCGCCUUUCUGGGUCUCAUUGCCGACGAGGUGCACGUCUGCGGUGAAGCGGGCGCACUGGAGUUGCUUGAGAAGAUAUGUGAGACUACUGGCGAAACGGUCGAGGUGCGUCGAUACGAUCGCCUCACUGAGCUGACGGUUGAAGAUUCGGCUCUGGGUUCUUUGGACAAUGUUAUGCCUGGAGAUUGUAUUGUCUGUUUUAGCAAAAAUGACAUCUAUACUGUUUCGCGAGAAAUCGAAGCGCGUGGCAAGGAAGUCGCUGUUAUCUAUGGAGGUUUACCACCUGGUACAAAAUUAGCUCAAGCUGCCAAGUUCAAUGAUCCUUCGAACAGCUGUAAAGUAAUGGUGGCCACCGAUGCUAUAGGCAUGGGCUUAAAUCUAAGCAUUCGUCGCAUUAUUUUCUACUCGUUGGUUAAACCCACAAUGAAUGAACGUGGCGAACGUGAGAUCGAUACGAUUUCUGUGUCUUCUGCCCUUCAAAUAGCCGGACGUGCUGGUCGAUACCGCACCCAAUGGGAGCAUGGCUAUGUGACGGCCUUUAAAUCGGAAGAUCUGCAAACUCUCCAACGAAUACUUAGCCAAACGCCAGAGCCUUUGAAACAAGCUGGCCUUCAUCCCACCGCUGAUCAAAUAGAGCUGUACGCUUACCAUUUACCAAAUUCGUCGUUGAGUAAUCUAAUGGAUAUAUUUGUGAAUCUCUGUACUGUUGAUGAUUCCCUUUACUUCAUGUGCAAUAUAGAAGAUUUUAAGUUCCUGGCAGAGAUGAUAAAUCACGUACCGCUUCCACUUCGCGCACGUUAUGUUUUCUGCUGUGCGCCCAUCAAUCGCAAGAUGCCUUUUGUGUGUUCCAUGUUCCUGAAGAUAGCACGACAAUAUAGCCGCAAUGAGCCUAUUACCUUUGAUUUCAUUAAAAGAAAUUGCGGCUGGCCGUUUAAGCUGCCUAGAACUAUAUUGGAUCUUGUACAUUUGGAAUCCGUGUUCGAUGUCAUGGACUUAUAUUUGUGGUUGAGCUAUCGUUUUAUGGAUCUGUUUCCUGAGGCAGCCCAUGUGCGGGAGGCCCAAAAAGAACUGGAUGAGAUUAUUCAGCAGGGCGUAUUCCAAAUAACUCGACUGUUGAAGAACACUGAGGCAGGUGUGGAGAGCGAUACCUCGACUUCCCAUAUGCGGCGCAUGACUCACAUAAAGGAGCCACGAAUUCCCAGCGCAUCGCGUGGCCGUCUAACGGAAAGACUCCUUGCACAGGGCCUACUAACCCCAGGCAUGCUCAGCGAGCUGCGUAAGGAGUGGGAUGCACAACAGCUUGCACAGCCAAAUGCAGUAGGCAGCUCUAAGGACCCGCAGGAUGGCGCCACCGACAGUGAUGAUGAUGAUAGUUAUGCGGCAAAUACAAAAAAUACAAAAACUCGGCGAAAGCGCAAAAAGUAGUAGAAAUAGUAGAUGGAUAUAUUUUUGUUGUAGGUAACAUUGGUCGACAUUAGAUCGACGUGUCUGUUGUUUAUGUUAUCAAUUUAUUUUGUAAGUCACAAUUAUGUAAUAUUAAAAUUAUUAUUUU
Drosophila arizonae is the source of this 2491-nucleotide messenger RNA. It is a transcript of the gene Suv3, whose product is annotated as Suv3 RNA helicase. Gene Ontology annotation, cellular component: mitochondrial degradosome. Gene Ontology annotation, molecular function: ATP binding; RNA helicase activity; hydrolase activity, acting on acid anhydrides. Gene Ontology annotation, biological process: mitochondrial RNA 3'-end processing. The record is from RefSeq and is a predicted model, not a curated record. NCBI's taxonomy places the organism in Eukaryota, Metazoa, Arthropoda, Insecta, Diptera, Drosophilidae.